Messenger RNA from Periconia digitata, 1000 nucleotides. Lineage: Eukaryota; Fungi; Ascomycota; Dothideomycetes; Pleosporales; Periconiaceae. The record is from the annotation of a GenBank genome assembly.
CCCAAAUCGCCAAGUCUACUCAGCUCUGCCUUCAUUUCAGUGGUCUGCAAUGGCCCCGAACUACGGCGAUCCAGACAACUUCAGACGUGCAAAUAUCAUUCUCCAAUCCACUAUCACUUCAUGUACAACUGUUGCACUUGGCAUUCGUCUAUAUACGCGGGUUAUCAUCAAGAAUCAUUUCGGAAUAGAUGAUGCCUUGGCCGUUCUCUCUUGGGCACUUGUCAUGGAACUCUCACUGGUUCUCGCCGUUGCUAUUCGCUGGGGUUUUGGCACGCACAUCUACGACAUACCCGCUGCAGACCUUCGUAAGGCAGUUAAGCUCCUCGAAGUUGCGCGAAAAUCCUACUUCCCCGUCGUCCUUACCGUCAAGGUUUGCAUCCUCACCGGAUAUCUUCGCAUCUUCAACAUCGACCGGACCACAAAGUGGGCAUUAUGGGCAGGCUUAUGCCUCAUCACGCUCUUCUACAUUGCCGCUUUCUUUGUUGACAUUACUCAUUGUAAAGUCCCGGUCGGCUGCGAGCCAUUUCUCAUGGGAACCGGCAUAUUCAACGUCAUAAGUGAUUUCUAUAUACUGUUGUUGCCGAUGCCUUUGAUAUUUCGCAUGCGUAUGCCUAUUACGAGACGACUGCGAAUCGUUUCAGUAUUCGCUCUUGGGUCGAUCACUUGCGUGGCGAGCAUCAUGCGGUUGACAUCAAUUCGCUACGCCGCUGACCCCGAUCAAACAUAUGUAGCUGCCAAAGUCAUGCAUUGGAACGUUGUCGAAACAAAUAUUGGACUUAUCUGCGCGUGCGCCAGCGCGUUUCCAGCUUUCUUCGAUCCGAGCGCACCACGAUCCUUGGGGUUCUUCGUGCGUAGAUUGUUUAGUAGGAAGAACAAGUCGCACGAUAAACCCGGAGCUAGGAACAAUGACGUUAGCGACGAAGUUUCUAAUACCAAAUGGAUAGUUCUGCCUGAGGUAAGCAGGGAAAGAUUACAUAACCAGGACAUAGAUGAGAUAUGA